Molecule: messenger RNA, 2763 nt
Organism: Engraulis encrasicolus (European anchovy)
Lineage: Eukaryota; Metazoa; Chordata; Actinopteri; Clupeiformes; Engraulidae
Gene: khdc4
Product: KH domain containing 4, pre-mRNA splicing factor
Exons: 14
Coding region: 136-1935 (599 amino acids)
Cellular component (GO): nucleus
Molecular function (GO): RNA binding
Source: RefSeq, a predicted model, not a curated record
AGAGCCGCGAUGUUUGACCUCAGCGGCUGGCUCUGCAGUCAGCGAACAAGAUAGCGCCGAUGUGAAGGAUAAACCUCAUAUUUAGGAGUAGCUUAUAUUUUCUGCAGACCCUGAAGUGGAAAGAAGUUGACAUUGAUGUCAUUUGGUGGGAUGCCAAACGGCGGUCGCCGCAGUAAGUGGGACCAGCCGGGACCCGGCUCCAUGGGGGAUGCCGAGGCAGCGCCAACCGGAGCGCUUGAUGCAGCUGCCGCCGUUGCGGCCAAGAUCAAUGCCAUGCUGGUGGCCAAGGGCAAACUGAAGCCCUCUCAGAUCGGGGGACCAGGCCCGGUGGAAAAGACUGUGCCUGGUAAGCCUCCCCCGCCUGCGAAGGCCAAGGAUGACCUGGUGGUGGCUGAGGUGGAGAUCAAUGACGUGCCCCUCACCUGCCGGAACCUCCUGACGCGUGGACAGACUCAAGACGAGAUCAGUAAAGUGAGUGGUGCAGCAGUGUCCACUAGGGGGCGUUAUAUGACAGUGGAGGAGAAAAACAAGGCCCUGCCAAGUGAACGUCCACUUUACCUGCACGUCCAAGGCCAGACCAGGGAAAUAGUGGACCGAGCGGUGAAUAAGAUAAAGGAGAUCAUCACUAACGGAGUGGUGAAGGCUGCCACCAGCUCCAGUGCUCCAGUACCUCCAGUGUUCCAACAGCCUCCGCCCCCUGCACUGCCCCCUAUGCCUCAGAAACCACACUACCCAUCAGGAGGGAUGCACUAUGUGCAGGACAAGUUGUUUGUAGGCCUGGAGCAUGCGCUGCAGGGCUUCACUGUGAAGGAGAAGGUGGAGGGUCCCGGCUGUUCCUUCUUACAUCACAUCCAGACGGAGACGGGGGCUAAGGUUUUCCUCCGGGGCAAGGGAUCGGGAUGCCUGGAGCCCGCAUCGGGCAGAGAGGCCUUCGAACCCAUGUACAUCUACAUUAGUCACCCCAAACCUGAAGGCCUUGCAGCAGCUAAGACUCUCUGUGAGAACCUGCUACAGACAGUGCAUGCGGAGUACUCUCGCUUCCUCACACAGAUGACGGCCAUGGUGCCCACACAAGGUUUCAUGCAGCCUCCGCCGAUGAACGGGCUGCCUCCCCACCCCCACCCCCACCCCCACCCCCCCUACUGCCCGCCUGCACCAGGCUUCCAGCCGCCGGGCUACCCCAUGCCCAUGCCCCCUCCUCACCCGCAGCCCAUCCCCCCUCCCUACAUGGUUCCACCGCAGAUGCCCGCCGUACCACCGGCCCCCGUGCCGCCACCGCCUGGCGCCCAGUUCUCCAUCAACCCCGCGCCACCCGUCAUGCCACAGGCUCUGCCCCCGGCUCCUUUCCCUCCGAUGGUCCCCGUGCCCCCUAAGCCCCCUCCCCCUGUCUCCAUGGCCAACCCGCCCCAGAAGCGCCGCUUCACUGAGGAGGUCCCUGAGGACAACGGAGGACUGCUGGGGUACCAGCAUGGACCCAUUCAUAUGACUAAUUUAGGUGCAGGCAUCUCUGUGGCCACCCCCGAGCCUUCAGGACCCCUGCCGCCUGGUCCCUCCGGGCCCCCUAAAGAGAGGGACUGUAGGCAGCUAAUGCCCCCGCCCCCCAUGCCCGUGAACGGAGGAGUGCCAAGGCCGCCCAGGAUGGAGGAGAGGAGGCCACCAGUCUGCAGCGUGGAGCCCUCAGUGAAACGCAUGAAGACAGGCCUGGUGGCCUACGCUGGAGACUCGUCUGAUGAAGAGGAGGACCACUCUGUUUCUAAAGCCCUCGGGGGGGCAGGUAACUCCCCAGCCCUCUUCACCUCCUCCUCCCUCACCAUCCCCUCAUCCUCUUCCUCCACAGGGUGGACGUUAGGGGGCCCGUACCGCACCCCAGCUCCCCCACCCCCACGCCCCAAAACGCAGCCGCCCCAAUCGAUACCUUUCUGGAUGGCUCCAUGAGGUGGGGGAUGGGAUGGAGUGCUGGUGAAGAGGGGGCGGGAGGAGGUAAAAUGUAUAAUGUCCCGCUACAGCUGAACCCUAAUUUUCCUUCUUCUACUGAGGCAUCGGCCAUUCAAACCACUGCAUACCAAACCCCGUCCUGUACAAAAAAACACCUUGCAACACACACACACACACACACACACACACACACACACACACACACACCCCACUCACACACACACACACACACACACACACACACACACACACACACACACACACACACACACACACACACACACACACACACACACACUUUUAUUACAGUGUGGGGGCCUGACAUAGUUGUGAGGGCUCAUUAGCAAAGAGUGAGAUGAGAGUCCCUACCACACACACACACACACACACACACACACACACACACACACACACACACACACACACACACACACACACACACACAAAGAGGAUUGAAGUGAAGUGUGGAGGGCUUGUUUCAGCUCUGGGCUGUGGUCAUGAAAUGGCUGUGGACUCUUCCUUGGCAGGAGACAAAAAAAAAGACUUGAGACAAAAAGACUGGAGAGACGAGACUGGAUCUAGACAUGGAUAAUAAAGGAUUAAAAGGCUCUGGUGAAGAAGGCAUGGAUGGCGUGAUUAUGCCGUAUCAUGGACAAGGUGUUUCUGCUCCGUGCUGUACCGUAUGUGCGGUUGGCACGCAGUCUCGUAAGGUGGUGACUAGCUCACCGGCUUAAACUGGAAAGUGAACUUUGGUAACUUUCUCAAGAACUGUUUUGGAGUUUAAGUGCGUAGACAACAAUAAACAGUGAAUCAUUGUUUCUAAUUGUA